GCAAUAUCAGGGGAUCCUAGGCUUGACCACAGCGCAUCUCUAAACACCCGAUCAAUUAGUGCCAGUAAACGUACAACACGCCUGCAAUAAGGAAUAUGUCAACUGGUCUAUCCACCCCAGCUGCACUAGACGCUGCCAACGCGCUUCGCCGGGCUCCAAGAAGGCAUAGGGCACCCCAUGCUAAGUCGCGCAAUGGUUGCUACACUUGCAAGCAACGAAGAGUCAAGUGCGAUGAAGUUAGACCUUCUUGUGGCGCGUGCUUGUCCCGGGGAGACCCAUGCACAUUUCCCACACCAGCUACAUGCUUCCCAAUACUAUCGGAGACCGCCAGGCCCCGGAAGAAAGACAAGCGUCACGUUCGCGCAUCAGACUCCUUGCAGCCCUUGGAAUUCCACCAGUCUGGCUUAUCAGCAAGACCAGCGCCAGCACAGCAUGGCGGAGCAUUUGACUUUGCUCAAAUGAGCCUGUUAACUAGGUUCUUGCUGCAUACUUCCAGGACCAUGAAUCUGCACCCGAAAAGAAUAAUGGUUUGGCAGCGAGCUAUUCCUGAGAUUGCUAGGAAAAGAGAGUAUCUGAUGCAUCUGCUACUUGCACUCGCCGGUUCACAUGCUCGGUAUGAAUAUUACGUAUCAGAGCUGGCAGAUCCAACCUCGGCUCCUUACCAGGACAGUGACUGCGGUGUUGUCGAUUCCUCAACAGACCGUGACCUCCACUGCAUUGUUACACACCAUCAGAAAGGGCUUCAGGGUUUCCGAGAGGCUCUGGGUCAAAUAUCAUCUAUAACAGCCGAGGAGGUCUUUUGUGGCUCGAUACUAAUCACCGCUUUUGCAUUUGGUUCUUUAUCGAUCUGUGACCCGGAUACGAGUACGGAGCCUGGGUCCAGCAAUGGUGACGAACUUCCGUCUACUGGUUGGCUUCAUCUAUGUCGAGGAAUGGUAGGCGUGGUUAGUGAGCAUUGGGCCACUCUAAAGCUUGGUAGCCUGAGAUGCAUGUUAUUUUAUGAAUACGCCAACGACGAUUGGAGGUCGUUUGGGGGCCCUCUACCCCCACCAAUCUACCCGCGUCUGGCUCAGGCCUCUCGGACGGUAUCUAUAUUCGCACAAGGCGCCUCCCGGGCGCUCGAGAUGCUUCGUACCUUUGCAACAGCCUUUUCUUCAAGCCCAGCAGCAAGUCCUGCGACAUGUUCGUCCAUUUCUCAAUUUACAUCGGAUUCCCAGUCGGACACGGCGGGUGCUUUCGAUGCCGACUAUAGCAAUGCUAUCGAGACGCUCGAGGAGAUGUACAUGCGCAUUCUAUACGUGCUUCGGUUUUCGGAAAGCGGGCGUGAUUGUCCAGCAUCGCGAGACCUUCAGAUUGACCUAGAAGAUGCGGCCCUUACUUCCUGGCCUCAGAUGCUGUCCAAUUCCUUCAUUGCGUCCCUCACUAUAAAAGGCCAGCUUGAGGCUGCUGGUGGAUUUUCUUUUACUAUCUUGGCGCAUUUCUACUUGACCCUUGUCCUGCUUGAAGAUCUGUGGUAUCUGAAUCGAGGAGCUCGUAAAGAGAUUAAAAAAAUAGCUCGUCUUGUCAGCACGCUCAACAACAGCACACUUUGUACUUUGAUGCAAUGGCCAACCGCUGUACUAGGGGAGAGCUGAGUCGAGUUUAAUCUUUCUGUUGAUAUAGGGACCAACAUAGCCGGCUGGUAGCACUCAUGAAGGGCUCAGGUACAGGAUUUUCUGGUAUUUUAUCCAACCGAGCGAGACAGAAGCUUUCACGAACCGCAGAACAUGGCCCGGCAGUUUUUUUUGGUACUUGCCAGGGUGUGGUAUGAUUGUAUCCGGAACGAACAACCUCUCACACCUAUCUGACUGCUGGUUGCCGGAUACAUUUACCAGCCGGGGGCGGCAAGGGGUACUCGACAAAUCCGCCGAUGCAGGUCUUCUCAAGACCUCAGUCACACUCUUUCAACCGUUAUCCUCGGCCCAUGCUCCUUUCUAACAGCCACAACGGCUCCCCUGCAUCUUGUCCGGUGCAUACUUAGCGAUUCGGACGGUCUAACUUCGUCCAACAAGCCGGAACCGCUCCAUCGCCCCUUUUGGGUUACGGGGAUGCUAAGAAGGGCUUCUUAGGUGGGACUUCCCAAGCAGACUAUUUGUAGUAGAAUAUUUGAAAGAACUAUUCGUGUAUUUCGCCUGGGCGGGCUCCACGGCGGCUUUCGUUGUCAUCUAUUUAUUUGAGGGUUGGAGGGUUGGAGGGUAGCAGCGUUAUAUACUAUAUAAGAAGGUCCUAUUUGCGCG
Aspergillus calidoustus is the source of this 2276-nucleotide messenger RNA. Lineage: Eukaryota; Fungi; Ascomycota; Eurotiomycetes; Eurotiales; Aspergillaceae. The record is from the annotation of a GenBank genome assembly.